Messenger RNA from Patiria miniata (bat star), 1038 nucleotides. RefSeq names its product nephrin-like. Lineage: Eukaryota; Metazoa; Echinodermata; Asteroidea; Valvatida; Asterinidae. The coding region runs from base 1 to 1038 and encodes 345 amino acids. The record is from RefSeq and is a predicted model, not a curated record. Gene Ontology annotation, molecular function: protein binding. The transcript has 6 exons.
AUGGAGUUCGUAAAGUACGCAGUAAUACUGCUGGGAUUAUUGGCUCGGAUCUGCAGCUGUACACAGUUAGGUGCGCAAAAUUGGACACUUACCGUGACCAGGUCGUCAUGGGGUACCGUCUUUGAGGGCAGCAACGUCACGUUCACCUGCACCAUCGGCAGCGACAACCCAAACCUCUCUGUAUGGAUAGAGUGGCGGCACACCCUUUUUGGGGACGAAAUCAUCACUCUCAGCGAGCCUACAUACGUAACAGGCAGCCACACUUUGACACUUACGGGGGUGUCUGGGAACCAGGCCGGCUACUAUCGAUGUGUUGGGAGCACCUCCUGGUCACCAGCCUAUUGGAAUCCCACUACAAUGUCUGGUUGGAGUUCCUUACCGCUCCGCUAUCGCCCCGUAUAUAUGAACAAGGACAGGACGUGGAUUGGUGCGAACGACAACUACAAGGCAACUUUAGAAUGCUUCGUUCGAAGCGAUCCCCAGGCUACAGUCACUUGGUACGGUCCAAACGGUGCAAAUAUAACCGAAGACACGGAUCCCGACCGAGUCUCAAUUGAAGAAGAUUCUUAUCAGAAUCCGUAUGCUGGAUAUAUAGUCGAUAGUCUCUUGAUCAUCGAUCCAGUGAAUUCCAGCACCGAUUAUGGGAUGUACAGGUGUAGGGCUGCCAACGCCAUCGGUACAUUUGUCGACCAUGACAUCGAAUUGAAAGAAACAGGACCACCUGAGGCGCCAAAGAACCUCGCAAUAUCUAACAACUACGUAACUAAGGAUACCAUCGGGUUCAACUGGGAACCAGGCUAUGACGGGGGCGAGAAAUUGGAGUCCUAUUACAUGAACAUUCGCGAGAUUCCGGGAGAUUUCAAUGCGUCGAACUGGAUCCAACGUAGCCUGCAGGAGCGGUAUUGGGCGUAUACUGACCUCCAGCCGGACACACUUUACCAAAUAGCAGUGUAUGCGAGGAAUAAACUCGGGACGAGUCCAUACUCGACUCUAGAUGUGCGCACUGCGCCUUUGGAACCGGGUCAGUUGGAUAGUUAG